This is a messenger RNA of Linum trigynum, 3535 nucleotides long. Lineage: Eukaryota; Viridiplantae; Streptophyta; Magnoliopsida; Malpighiales; Linaceae. The record is from the annotation of a GenBank genome assembly.
CUUGCACUUCUUUGUGUGUUACCAUUUUUCAUUGCACCGAUGCCCAGAUUCCAGAGAAGUAAUUUUAAGUAGAUUUCGCAGCGACAUCUGUCCGUCACUCAGGAAUUAUUUCCCCAGUUACAUCACUCACUGCCACCGACAGUACACUCGUCGACGGUGUCGUGGCCUCUCCUCCGCCUCGUAGUUCUGCGGUGGCUGCUGCUGACUUUGCCUCUAGAGUCUUAACUCUUUCAUUUUUUAGUCGCUGCUUGAGACUGGUGAGCCAACCUCCAUUUCUCCUCUCUUAUCUGUCAAUCAUAAAUACAGACCAUCUUUUCUGUAACGCCAGCAAUAGCGACCACCGAGACCGCCAAAUCAGUUUUGCCCUGCUGCUUCCCGAUCCACAGUCAGGUAGAUACAUGGCUUUUGAUUAUUUUCGUCUCUUAUCUUGUUGGGUCUGGGUUCUUGUUAGAAAUUUCGUCAGGGAUUCUCGUUUGAUCAUUCUGUUGCUUGUUCUGGGUCUCCAAUUUCCAGGUGGAGUUACAGUUUCUAGCUUGGAAUAUACUCGACCAAUAUGAGUUCUGAGAAUGUUAAAGAGGAUUGCCUUGCAUGGGCAGCCAGAGAUCCUUCUGGAGUUCUAUCCCCCUACAAGUUCAGCCGCAGGUCAAUCAGGGAGGAUGAUGUUUCCCUCAGAAUAACUCACUGUGGAGUAUGCUAUGCGGAUGUCGUCUGGACCAGGAAUAAACACCAUGAUUCUAAGUAUCCAUUGGUGCCUGGGCACGAAAUCGUUGGAAUUGUAGAAGAGGUUGGUCCCAAUGUGAGCCAAGUUAAACCUGGUGACCAUGUUGGAGUAGGCACUUUUGUUAACUCUUGCAGGGAGUGUGACUAUUGCAUUGACAGAGACGAAGUCAACUGUGUUAAAGGAUCUGUAUUCACCUUUAAUGGUGUUGAUUCUGAUGGGACAAUCACCAAAGGAGGGUAUUCUAGCUACAUUGUUGUGCACCAAAGAUACUGCUACAGAAUACCUGAAGGCUAUCCUUUAGAAUAUGCUGCUCCUUUGCUUUGUGCUGGAAUUACUGUUUACAAUCCCAUGAUUCGUCAUAAAAUGAAUCAGCCGGGUAAAUCCUUGGGAGUUAUUGGUCUUGGUGGUCUUGGGCACAUGGCAGUAAAGUUUGGGAAGGCUUUUGGGCUGAAUGUGACGAUUUUCAGCACAAGCGAAUCGAAGAAAGAGGAAGCUUUGAGCGUGCUUGGUGCGGACAAGUUUGUUGUCUCCUCGGAUGGGGAGCAGAUGAAGGCAUUGUAUAAAUCUCUGGAUUUCAUCAUCGACACUGCAUCUGGUGAUCACCCAUUUGAUCCGUACAUGUCUACUCUGAAGACUGGGGGUGUUCUUGUCCUUGUGGGCUUCCCAAGUGAAGUGAAAUUUAGUCCAGCAAGCCUCCUACUCGGUUCAAGAACAGUUGCUGGUAGUGUAACUGGUGGAACAAGGGUGACACAGGAGAUGCUGGAGUUCUGUGCUGCACAUAAAAUCUACCCCAAAACAGAGGUGAUUCCAAUCCAGUAUGUCAACGAAGCGCUCGAGAGGCUGAUAAACAGAGACGUGAAGUACCGGUUUGUGAUCGAUAUCGAGAACUCGUUGAAGUGAUGAUCAUGAAGUAGAGGAAAGAUGAAUAGAAAUAAACAGAAGGAAUAAUAAGGGCCAGACCCAGAUAGAUUUUACUCUGUGCAGUGUGGUAAAGUCGAGUCUUUUAUGGGAGAAUAAGGCAAAAUACACUUGUAUAGCCAUAACUUUUACGUUUGUGACAAUAAUAGCCAAUUUUGAAGAAAUACACAAAAUAGCCAGAAUUUUAAAUGAUUGAUGACAAAUCUAGCCACUUCCGUCAAAAACUUUAACGACGUUAGUAACUCCGUUAGUAACGUUAACUUGAUGUUGAUGUGGAUGCCACCUCGACUCACACAUCAGCUCCAACAAGACACAUCAUGCCACCUAGAUGCCACAUCAUAAUAAAAAAAUAUUUUUUGAGAUUUUAGAAUAAUAAUUUAUUUUAUUCUUAUGAUUCUUAUAUUCUCACACACAUUUUCCUCCACCAUAACAAGAUUAUUCCUGAUAACCUCCGCCACCAGAACCUUCGACCACCACGCCGCCCUUUCCCUUUGAUUCCCCACCGAACUCCUCUUCCCCAUGGAUCCAAAAAAAAUUCCAUUUUCUCUCCCAAAUUUUUAUCAGUCGCUGCAACGAAGGGAACUAACCAUCUCCAAUCUGUUCCCUUCACCGGAGACCAUCUUUGCCCAGCAUUCAAAGAAGCGGCGCACGAAGCAGCAGUGGUAGGGGGAGCCGGCGGGAGACUCAAACAAUCGCUCCCCUGUUGGUGGAGCUUGAACAAGUCUCGCUGAGUCCCUUGAACUGAGCUCAGUGCGACGAAACUAAAACAUGGUCGUAUCCCUUACCCAACUCCACCGGCGGCUGUGAAGACCAAGAUUGAGUAAGCACAAAACUGAUAACUUGAUCUCCAGACCAAAUCGAGAAUGCUCAGGGGAUCACAGCCGCUUUACUCCAGGACGACACAGAAGAAAUAGUGGUCGGAGGAAGAGAAUUAGGCUCUCCUCUUUGAUCAAAGCCUGUUGCGGGCGAGAUAGAUCUAAUUUGGGAGAGAAAAAAGGGGGGAAAUUGGAUCUGACUCAGAACUCAACAAAACUCGUAUUUUGGAGACAGGUACUUAUAAGCUGAAUAUGUGGGAAGAAGAUGGAAGGCGGAAAGGGUGGGAGGCGACGACGAAGAUGGAUCUGUGGGAAGUUAGGGAUUUGGUGGGUUUUGACUAAGUUAGAUUUUUGGUCGAAGAAGAAGGAUAUGGAGGAUGGUUGAAGAAGAGGGUUUGACAUUGUCGAGUCGGAGAAAGAAGAUGAAAUUGCAUUUCUGUUGUAACUCAUACGGGAGCGGUGGCUGGGGGAAGAAGGGUGACGAAUGGCGGUGGCCUUGUUUUGACCGGUGGAGGGGUUCGCGAAUCGCGAGAAGGGGAAAGAGAGGAGUGAUAAAAUAAAAUAAAAAGGGUUUAAUUUUUAAUUUUAUUUUUCGUGUUGAAAUAAUUCCAAGUCAGCAAAGUCGUCUAUCCAGUCAGCUUUUUCGUUAGUCUAGUCAGACUGUUAAAUGACACCGUUAAAGUAUUGGACGGAAAUGGCUAUAAGUGGUAUUUCUCCAAAUUUGGCUAUUAUUGUCAUAAACGCUAAAGUUAUGGCUAUACAAGUGUAUUUUGCCAAAGAAUAACUAUCAGAUCCAACCCCCCUGCACCCUCCUUGUUUCGGUACAGAUUUAUCUAUCAGAUCUGAUGUAUGAAGAGGAGGGCGAGGAGAAACACUCGCGCGCUGUUAACGAUAGUCGCGAGCUCCACGUUACACUCCAGUUUCUACUUCCAUGGGGAAGGAUCUCUCGCGAAGAAAAGUGACUUUGAAGGCAAAGAAGCAUAUCCAGGUGUUCAGCGACAAGCGUGCAGGGUAGAUCGUAGAUAACAAUGCCCUAUUCGUGAUCAGGAACACAUAAGAUUAAUGAAUUUGAAGACUCUAU